Molecule: messenger RNA, 474 nt
Organism: Podarcis lilfordi (Lilford's wall lizard)
Lineage: Eukaryota; Metazoa; Chordata; Lepidosauria; Squamata; Lacertidae
Source: the annotation of a GenBank genome assembly
AUGCGGAGGCGGCGCCUUAGGUUUCGGCAGGGUCACGCGCUCAAGCCGCCCGCCCGCCCGCCUCCGGGAAAACUACACGUCCCAGGGUGCCCUUGGGCUGAGCCUCCCCGCCCCUCCUCCCCCGAGCACGUCCUCCCGGCGUGGUUGACGCCUGCGCGUCCUCCGAUUACGACGCUCCGCCGCCCAUUGGCUCGCCGAGCCUCUUGCGAUGAUGACGCGCUCCGGGGCAAAGGGGAGGCGACGGGAGAGCUGAAAGAGGUGGCGAGUGAAGGCGGAGGGGGCGGGAUUCCCGGAGGCGCCGGCGGCACCGUGGGGACUCCCUCCCUCCGACCCCCCUCAGCGCCGGACACAGCUGGGCAGCGGAGUGAAGGCCGUCCGGUAAGCCGGGCUGAGGGGCUGGGGGGCUCCGGACUGGGGCGCCCCCUGAGGAGCGGGCGGCGGGGCCUCGGCCGGCUUCGCUGCCGGCUGACAUAG